GUUUCUCAGAAAGAAGUGCGGCGGUGUGGCGCAUCCUCCCGGGCCGAGAAGAGUUCGGCUGGGCGGGUGUUGCUGGAUGGCGGGGGAGUACCACUGAUGAGAGAACGGACCAAGAAAAGGGAGUCUUUAGCGCGCAUCGUAAAGGACGGUUCUGGAUUCGCUCUGAAAGCUGUAAAACACCGGGGCAGGGUGCCUUCAUCUAUUGCGCGUGGUUACCCAGAGUGCUGUGCUUCUGAUUUCCAGCAGCAAUGUCACAGAGGAGUGGACAGGAGGACCCGGAGCGGUACCUCUUUGUGGACCGAGCCGUGGUAUACAACCCAGCCGCGCAGGCCGACUGGACUGCCAAGAGGCUGGUAUGGAUCCCAUCAGAGCGCCACGGCUUUGAGGCUGCAAGUAUUCGUGAGGAGCGUGGAGAUGAAGUGGUGGUGGAGCUUGCAGAAAAUGGGAAGAAAGCGAUGGUCAACAAGGAUGAUAUCCAGAAAAUGAAUCCACCCAAGUUCACCAAAGUAGAAGACAUGGCUGAACUUACCUGCUUGAACGAGGCAUCUGUGCUUCACAACCUCAAAGACAGAUACUACUCAGGCCUCAUCUAUACAUACUCAGGUCUCUUCUGUGUGGUCAUCAAUCCCUACAAGAACCUGCCCAUUUACUCAGAGAAUAUCAUUGAGAUGUAUCGAGGCAAGAAAAGACACGAAAUGCCCCCUCACAUAUACGCCAUCUCAGAGUCUGCAUACAGAUGCAUGCUACAAGAUCGAGAGGACCAAUCCAUUCUCUGCACAGGCGAGUCAGGAGCUGGUAAGACAGAAAACACUAAAAAGGUCAUCCAGUACCUGGCGCAUGUUGCGUCCUCUCACAAAGGAAGAAGAGACCACAACAUUCCUCCCGAAUCACCCAAACCAGUGAAGCUACAGGCACAAAAUGCAGUUAGUGGAGCCCUGCUUUAUGGUGAAUUGGAACGCCAGCUUUUACAAGCCAACCCCAUUCUUGAGUCCUUUGGGAACGCAAAGACUGUGAAAAAUGACAACUCGUCUCGUUUUGGGAAAUUCAUUCGGAUCAACUUUGAUGUUGCAGGAUACAUCGUUGGAGCCAAUAUUGAAACCUAUUUGUUAGAGAAAUCCAGAGCCAUCCGUCAAGCCAAAGAUGAGCGCACCUUCCACAUUUUUUACCAGCUGCUGGCAGGAGCCGGAGAGCACCUUAAGUCGGAUCUGCUUUUAGAAGGCUUCAAUAACUACCGUUUCCUGUCAAAUGGUAACAUCCCGAUCCCGGGCCAACAGGACAAAGACAACUUCCAGGAGACCAUGGAAGCCAUGCACAUCAUGAGCUUCGCCCAUGAGGAGAUUCUGGCCAUGUUGAAGGUGGUGUCCUCCGUCCUUCAGUUUGGGAACAUAGUUUUUAAAAAGGAGAGGAACACUGAUCAGGCCUCCAUGCCUGAUAAUACAGCUGCUCAGAAGCUGUGUCAUCUGCUGGGGCUGAAUGUGAUGGAGUUUACCAGAGCCAUCCUGACUCCCAGAAUCAAAGUGGGAAGAGAUUAUGUCCAGAAAGCACAGACCAAGGAACAGGCUGACUUUGCUGUCGAGGCUCUGGCUAAAGCAACAUACGAGCGUCUGUUCCGCUGGCUCGUCCAUCGCAUUAAUAAAGCUUUGGACAGAACCAAGAGGCAGGGAGCCUCCUUCAUUGGUAUUCUGGACAUCGCAGGUUUUGAGAUUUUCCAGGUUGACUACAAGGCAGAUGAGUGGCUGAUGAAGAACAUGGACCCUUUGAAUGACAACGUGGCCACACUUCUGCAUCAGUCCACUGACAAGUUUGUAGCUGAACUGUGGAAAGAUGUGGACAGAAUUGUGGGCCUGGACCAGGUGGCCGGGAUGAACGAGACAGCAUUCGGUGCCACCUACAAAACCAAAAAGGGCAUGUUUCGUACUGUUGGGCAACUCUACAAAGAGUCGCUCACCAAACUCAUGGCCACGCUGAGGAACACCAAUCCCAACUUUGUUCGCUGCAUCAUCCCCAACCAUGAAAAAAGAGCAGGGAAGUUGGAGCCUCACCUGGUUCUGGACCAGCUCAGGUGUAACGGGGUCUUGGAGGGGAUCCGAAUCUGCAGACAGGGAUUUCCUAACCGCAUCGUCUUCCAAGAGUUCAGACAGAGAUAUGAGAUCCUUACACCCAACGCCAUCCCCAAAGCCUUCAUGGAUGGGAAACAAGCCUGUGAAAGAAUGAUUCAAGCCCUGGAGCUGGACCCCAACCUGUACCGUAUCGGUCAGAGUAAGAUCUUCUUCAGGACGGGUGUUCUGGCUCAUCUGGAGGAGGAGAGAGACCUGAAGAUCACUGACAUCAUCAUCUACUUCCAGUCUGUGUGCCGUGGAUACUUGGCACGCAAAGCUUUUGCUAAGAAGCAGCAGCAGCUGAGUGCCCUGAAGGUCCUCCAGAGAAACUGUGCUGCUUAUCUGAAGCUGAGACACUGGCAGUGGUGGAGGCUCUUCACCAAGGUGAAGCCACUGCUGCAGGUCACCAGGCAGGAGGAGGAGCUACAAGCCAAAGACGAGGAGCUGGUGAAAGUGAAGGAGAGACAGCUCAAAGUGGAAAACGAGCUGGGGGAGAUGGAGAGGAAACAUCAGCAGCUUCUCGAGGAGAAGAAUAUUCUAGCAGAGCAGCUUCACGCAGAGACGGAGCUGUUUGCUGAGGCAGAAGAGAUGAGAGUUCGCCUCCUUUCUCGGAAGCAGGAGUUGGAGGAGAUCCUCCAUGACCUGGAGUCCAGAGUGGAGGAAGAGGAGGAGAGGAAUCAGAGUCUGCAGAAUGAGAAGAAGAAGAUGCAUUCUCACAUUCAGGAUCUGGAGGAACAACUCGAUGAGGAGGAAGCUGCGAGGCAGAAGCUGCAGCUGGAUAAAGUCACGGCUGAGGCAAAGAUCAAAAAGAUGGAGGAGGACAUUCUGCUGCUGGAGGACCAAAACUCCAAGUUCCUCAAGGAGAAGAAGCUGCUGGAGGACCGGAUUGUGGAAAUGACCACUCAGCUAACAGAAGAAGAAGAGAAAGCAAAGAAUCUUGGCAAAGUCAAGAACAAGCAGGAAAUGAUGAUGGUUGACCUCGAAGAACGUUUAAAGAAGGAAGAGAAAACGCGACAGGAGCUGGAGAAGGCCAAGCGUAAACUGGAUGCUGAAACCACCGACCUGCAGGACCAGAUUGCUGAGCUUCAGCUGCAAAUCGAGGAGCUAAAGAUACAACUGACCAAGAAGGAGGAAGAUCUACAAGUCGCUUUGGUCAGGAGCGAUGAAGAAGCUGCGCAGAAGAACAACGCCUUGAAGCAGAUUCGAGAGCUGCAGGCCCAGCUAGCUGAGCUCCAGGAGGAUCUGGAAUCAGAGAAAAUGUGUCGAAGCAAAGCUGAAAAACUGAAGCGGGAUCUGAGUGAAGAGCUGGAGGCUCUGAAGACGGAGCUGGAGGACACGCUGGACACAACAGCUGCCCAGCAGGAACUCAGGUCCAAGCGAGAGCAGGAGGUGGCAGAGCUGAAGAAGGCCUUAGAUGAGGAGACCAGAAACCAUGACGCUCAGGUCCAGGACAUGAGACAGAGACAUGCUCAAGCACUAGAGGAAGUGUCUGAACAGCUGGAACAGGCCAAGAGGUUCAAGGCCAACUUGGAGAAGAGCAAGCAGUGUCUGGAGAGUGACAACAAAGAGCUGGUCUGUGAAGUGAAGACUCUGCAGCAGGUGAAGACAGAGUCCGAAUACAAGAGGAAGAAGCUGGAGACCCAGCUGCAGGAGUUUACAACCAGAACCACGGAGGUGGAGCGAGCCAAGGGAGAGCUGACUGAACGCUCCCUGAAGCUGCAGACGGAGCUGGACAACGUUUCUGCUUUGCUAGAGGAGGCGGAGAAGAAGGGCGUCAAACUGGCUAAAGACGUCGACAGCCUGAACAGCAAGCUGCAGGAUUCUGAGGAGUUGCUUCAGGAGGAGACUCGUCAGAAACUCAACCUGGGCGCUGUAAUCCGCCAGCUGGAGGGAGAAAAACACAACCUGCUGGAGCAGCAGGAGGAGGAGGAGGAGGCCCGCCACAGCCUGGAGAAGCAGCUACAGACAGUGCAGGCUCAGCUGCUUGAGACCAAGAAAAAACUGGACGAAGAUGUAGGAGUGAUAGAAAGUCUGGAAGAGGCAAAGAGGAAACUUCAGAAGGAUGUGGAGCUCACCAACCAACGUCUGGAGGAGAAGACUAUGGCCUUGGAUAAAAUGGAGAAGACCAAGAACAGACUACAGCAGGAGCUAGAUGACCAGAUGGUGGACCUGGACCACCAGAGACAGAUUGUCUCCAACCUGGAAAAGAAGCAGAAGAAGUUUGAUCAGAUGCUAGCUGAGGAGAAGACCGUCUCUGCUCGUUACGCCGAGGAGCGUGACCGAGCCGAGGCUGAGGCCAGGGAGAAGGAGACCAAGGCUUUGUCUUUGGCCAAAGCUCUGGAGGACGCCUUGGAGGCCAAGGAGGAGCUGGAGAGGUUCAACAAGCAGCUCCGCGCUGAAAUGGAAGACCUGAUGAGCUCCAAGGAUGAUGUAGGAAAGAACGUCCAUGAGUUGGAGAAGUCCAAGCGCACCCUGGAGCAACAAGUGGCAGAGAUGAGAGUUCAGCUGGAGGAGCUGGAGGACGAGCUGCAAGCCACAGAAGAUGGCAAGCUGCGUCUGGAGGUCAACAUGCAGGCCAUGAAGGCCCAGUUCGACCGAGACCUGCAGGCCAGGGAUGAGCAGGGAGAGGAGAAGAAGAGGGCGCUCGUCAAACAGGUUCGUGAGAUGGAGGCUGAGCUGGAGGACGAGAGGAAGCAGAGAACUCUGUCUGUCGCUGCCAAGAAGAAGCUGGAGAUGGACCUGAACGAGCUGGAGGGUCAGAUCGAAGCCGCUAACAAAGGCAGGGAUGAAGCCGUGAAACAGCUCCGAAAGCUCCAGGCUCAAACGAAGGACUAUCAGAGGGAGCUGGAGGAGGCCAGAGCUGCCAGAGACGAGAUCUUCACCCAGUCCAAGGAGAACGAGAAGAAGUUUAAGAGCCUGGAGGCUGAAAUCUUACAGCUUCAGGAGGAGCACGCAGCUUCAGAGAGAGGCCGGCGUCAUGCUGAGCAGGAAAGGGACGAGUUGGCUGAUGAGAUCUCCAACAGCGCUGCUGGAAAGUCGUCGCUGCUGGAGGAGAAAAGGAGGCUCGAGGCUCGUAUCGCUCAGCUGGAGGAGGAGCUGGAGGAGGAGCAGGGCAACAUGGAGCUGCUGAACGACCGCUUUAAAAAGACGAGCAUGCAGGUGGAUGGCCUGAACGCAGAAUUGGCGGGAGAACGCAGCGUCUCACAGAAGAGUGAGAACGCUCGGCAACACGUGGAGCGGCAAAACAAGGAACUGAAGGCGAAGCUUGCAGAGCUGGAAGGAGCCGUCAAGUCCAAGUUUAAGGCGUCCAUCACUGCCCUGGAGGCCAAGCUCCUUCAGCUGGAGGAGCAGCUGGAGCAGGAAGCAAAAGAGAGAGCAGGAGCCAACAAAAUUGUCCGCCGUACAGAGAAGAAGCUGAAGGAGGUGACGCUGCAGGUGGAGGAUGAGCGUCGUCAUGCCGACCAGUACAAGGAACAGCUGGAGAAAGCCAACUCUCGCAUGAAGCAGCUGAAGCGUCAGCUGGAGGAGGCGGAGGAGGAGGCAACCAGAGCCAACGCCUCCCGCAGGAAGCUGCAGAGGGAGCUGGACGAUGCCACCGAAGCCAGCGAGGGUCUUACCAGAGAGGUCAACUCCCUCAAGAACCGCCUGAGGCGGGGCGGUCCAGCCAGCAGCUUCUCCUCCAGCCGCUCGGGCCGACGCAACCUCAUCCUGGACGGAGCCUCCGGCGACAUGUCCGAUGACGAUGCUGAGAGCCGCGCCAACGACUUCAACGAUACCCAGAGCUCUACAGUGGAGUAAACACCAGGACACGCCCCCAAGCCCCGCCCCUUCCUCCUUAACACCCCUGGACAGAUUGUUCCUCGCUGCGCCCCCACAGUCACGUUAAACCACUGACCAAUCACAAGUUUAGAGUCGAUAUAAACGUUUGUCACUUCUGCCAUGGUUCUUUGUGUUUGCUAACACUGCAGGGACCCCCCCCCCACCAAGAAAAUGCUCUGGUCCCACAGAGACACGUCUGCCUUACUGUCCUCCAGUGAACUUCUAGCCUGGUUCGUCGAUCGGCCCCGCCCCGUCAUCAGA
Messenger RNA from Nematolebias whitei (Rio pearlfish), 6179 nucleotides. RefSeq names its product myosin-10. Gene Ontology annotation, cellular component: myosin complex. The record is from RefSeq and is a predicted model, not a curated record. NCBI's taxonomy places the organism in Eukaryota, Metazoa, Chordata, Actinopteri, Cyprinodontiformes, Rivulidae. The transcript has 43 exons. Gene Ontology annotation, molecular function: cytoskeletal motor activity; actin filament binding; ATP binding. The coding region runs from base 249 to 5897 and encodes 1882 amino acids.